Messenger RNA from Plutella xylostella (diamondback moth), 2690 nucleotides. It is a transcript of the gene CngB, whose product is annotated as Cyclic nucleotide-gated ion channel subunit B. Gene Ontology annotation, molecular function: protein-containing complex binding; intracellularly cGMP-activated cation channel activity; intracellularly cAMP-activated cation channel activity. Lineage: Eukaryota; Metazoa; Arthropoda; Insecta; Lepidoptera; Plutellidae. Gene Ontology annotation, cellular component: intracellular cyclic nucleotide activated cation channel complex; plasma membrane. The record is from RefSeq and is a predicted model, not a curated record. Gene Ontology annotation, biological process: monoatomic cation transmembrane transport.
GAUUCUGCCCUUCCCGCCCGCCCCGCGCCGCCGCCCGCCCGCCCAACCUGCGCUCUACGCAACUAGCCUGCUAUAACCCGACCGAAUUAAAUACCAACCAAACUACAGCGCAGACUCGCUCCAUGACACUUCUUUACUGUUAGCCGCCUUAUAAAUCUUUCAGUGUGAUAAAAUUGACAAAUGAUAUUGGCUUUGGUUUCUGAUUUCCCUUCGUUUUACCUAAAAUGGAGGAGUGUGUUUGGAUAUAGGACACACUUGUUGAUUUAGGCCCCAAGCUGAGCCCCACUGUCGCGAUGGCCGUGAACAAAUUGCUGUUUUUCAGAAAGCACACAGUGCACCCGGCCGCGGCGCCGGCGUCGGCACCGAAGCCCUACGGCUCGUGGUGCAGCCCCGACAUCACUCCACCGCCGAGGACCGCAAUAAAACGAAAUGAUGAGCAAGCGGAGAAGAAUGAAGAAACGCAAGUGUGCGAGUCCGGUCCACGACCUCUUCAAGCGGAAAUUAAGUUCGAAAAGACGCGAAUCGUCGUGCCCAAGCCGGGGGUGCAGUUCCGUCCCACCGAGGCCGACAUCGAGGAGGCCCCCAUCGAGAUGACCCCGCUUGCGGAGCUGCUGAAGAUCAAGAAGAAACUCUUCAAUGACCCCCCUGAAGAUGACAAGCCGAAGAUCGUGGUAGACUCCCCGCAGAGCCCCGUGCCCACGUCCCCGUCACGCGCCAAGAAGCGCCUCGGGUUCACCCUGCCCUCUAUAUGUGACCCCUACAUCACCAUCGACCCUCAAGGUCGCGGCUACAUAUCCUGGCUGAUGCUGGUCACAUUCUGCUACAGCUACAACGCUUGGUGCAUCGCUUUAAGGGCAACAUUCCCAUACCAGACGCCUGAGAAUACGCCCCUAUGGAUGAUGGCGGACUACACCUGUGACCUGGUGUAUUUACUGGACGUGGCGCUGGUGAAGCCAAGGCUCAUGUUUCUGUACGAGGGGUUCUGGGUGGACGACCCUGCGGAGACCAGGAAGAACUAUCGGAAGAAACUGCAGUACAAGUUCGACAUAAUCUCGCUCCUGCCCCUGGACUUCUUCUACCUGGUAUUCGGCACUGAGAUGGUGAUCCUGCGCCUGCCGCGGGUGCUGAAGCUGCAGACCUUCUGGGAGUUCCACCAGGCCAUGGACCGCGUCCUGUCUUCACCUUAUGUGGUUCGAAUCGGCAAAACUCUCUUCUACAUCUUCUACCUAAUCCACCUCAACGCUUGUGCGUACUACGCUAUGAGCGUUUACGAAGGUCUCGGAUCAAACGGAUGGGUUUACGAUGACCAAGGGAAUGCUUACAUCCGUUGCUUCUACUUCGCAACCAAAACCGCGACAUCUAUUGGCAAGAAUCCGAAGCCGGAGAAUGUUCCAGAAUACCUGUUUAUGACCUUCGCUUGGCUGAUGGGAGUGUUUGUGUUCGCUCUGCUGAUUGGACAGAUUCGGUAUAUCAUUGCCACUGCUACUAGGGCAAGGACGGAGUACCGCAAGCGCGUGGACGGCUGCACGCGGUACCUGCGCGAGCUCAACAUGCCCACCGCGCUGCAGCGCCGCGUCACCGCCUGGUACGACUACACCUGGCACCAGCAGAGAUGCUUUGAUGAAUCCAAAAUCUUGAACUCACUUCCAUACAACAUGAAACGGGAUGUGGCUUUGGAAGUGCAUAUGAAAACUCUCAGUAAGGUGCAACUAUUCACGGACUGCUCCGACUCUCUCAUCCGCGACCUGGUGCUGGAGCUGCGGCCCGUGUCCUUCCUGCCGGGCGACGUGGUCGUGCGGCGCGGGGACGUGGGACACCACAUGUACAUCAUCAAGUCUGGGGAGUGUUGCGUGAUGUCACAUGAUGAGAAGGAGGUCCUGGCCACGCUGCGAGAGAGCGCCGUGUUCGGGGAGAUCAGCCUGCUCGGCAUCGACGGCCUGCGCCGGCGCACUGCUACUGUUGUAUCCCGCGGCUUCUCGUCCCUGUACGCUCUAUCCCGCUACGACCUGGAGUCGGCGCUGCAGCAGCACGAGGCGGCCGCCAGGAUCCUGCGGCGCCGCGCCGACCAGCUCAUCCGGGAGAACGCGGCCAGGCAGACCAGGGAGCGGCUCCAGGAGAGGCAGGCUAGGAAGUCAGCGAGCACGGCCUCAGAGUCGGGUCUGCGUCAGCGGCGGCGGCUGUCCAGCGCGUCCAGUGCCGACAGCGCGCCCGAGCGACGCGAUCCCGCACGUAGGAGGCUGUCUGUGCUGUCUGAGAAUAUGCCAGUGUCACCAAAGCACGAGUACGGCUUGCACUUGUCCUGCACGGGCCUCCCCACCCCACUACCCACCAUCGUAUUCUCCAGUGACGACGCUACCAACGACAACGGCAUCUGAAUUCAUGUUAGUAAUCUAAGGAUCAAAAUAUAUCUACGAUUUCUUCCCUAUCAUGAAUUUACUGAAAAAAUUCAACUGCUUAGAUUAACAUAAUUUUUAGAUCAAAUCUGAAUGUGAAUUUUGUGUCUAAUGCAGUAUUUUGGAAGGUUUGAAGGGAAGUUAUAUAAAUAAGGUGCUGGAAAAAAGUACUCACAGAAAAAGAGCGGUUAUUUUUGUAUGAGAUGAGGAAGGUAGUAUUGGCGAAAUAAGAAUGUUACCAUGUUGUACUUGUCUACAUAUAUUAUCUAUCUUAUAAUAAAUUCUAUUUAUAUUAAG